GACCUUCACCUCCUGACCCAAUGACAGUAAGACCGCAACAUGGCGCUCCAAAGGAGGAGAAACAGCUUUUAUCGUACUUUGAAAAAUGUUGAGCCCGACUUGGACGAUUUGGUGCUUGACAGAGGGGCCGCUGCGACUGCACAGAAUAAAUGGUUGUUUGAAAUUGCCUGGGAGGUAGCCAAUAAAGGUAAAUAAAAUGUUAAUGUUGCAAACAAUACAAAACAUGAACCCUGUCACCGUCAGUCCUAACUCACUAACUCCAAAGCCAAUGUAUUGUACUGUAACGCUAGUCCUCAUAUAUGAUAAUAAUAUAAGUACUCUUACUCUUGUUCUUUAAUAUUACUUAGUCUUCAAUUUUAGAUUAUGCCUUACUAUAUAGAUAGUAUAUUAUUAUAAUUAUUAUUUAUUAUACUUGACUUAUAAUUAUAAUUAUAUAUACAGUAUAAUGCAGUGCAGUAUUUCAUUUAAAUUUAAAUAUAUUAAUAAUUAGUUUAAUUAACAAUUAUUACUAACUAAAUGACUAUUAAAUUGUAGGUACUUACGUUUAAAAAAUAAUUAUAAAUAAUUAUAAAUGUAUUAAAGUUGUAUAGAGUAAUAAUAGAGCAAACUUCAAAUGAAACAAGAAUCAACUCUCUAGCUUUAGUCUUUAGUGCUUUUUGAUCUAAAUUUCUAAAUCUAUGAAAUUUUUAUAAUUAUAAUGUGAGUUUGUUUGUUAUUUUUUAUGACUAGGCCUAUAGCCCUAUGCCCUAUGGGCUGCACCCCCACAUUUUGGGACCCAAUUCCGCUGACUUUGUCACGCGCUUUACUCUCCUAAUUAUGAUUUUAUACAGCUUUUAUAAUUAUGUUAUUUAUAUUAUUAAUAUGGACUCUACAGGUUUUUAAAUUAAAUUAUUCUUGUUUAAAUGCCUUCUAAUUUCACUCUAAAAUACAAGUUAUCAAAUAUCUUGAUGUGAAUAGGGGUAAUAAAAGAAUAUUUCAUAAGUAUUGGCAUCUUUCGCCAUAAAAAUGAAAAAUGGGGGGGGGGGGGGGGGGGGGGGCGUGGUCGAUAUGGGGCAAGGUGACCUUAUUGUAAUGCAGAUUACUUAGAUGAAAACUAAUGGCUGACAUGUCCUUGCUCAGUGAGAAUCAGCACAUUUAUAGAUCAAUAUGAAAAGGAGAGAAAGAAAUAAUAUGAAAAACAUAUAUUUUGAACAUCUUACCGAAUUUUGUAGGGAAAGAUGCCUUAUAUAUACAGUACCUAUGAAUUUCUAAUAUUGAGGUUGAUAGAAAAGGUAAAAAAAUUAUGCUGGAAAUCUAGGUCAAGAUGUCCACUACUGUAAAAGUAUGGAUGAAUACCACAAAUUUAUGAACAAAUGUCCUCUCAUCAAUGAAAAAGCACCAACAUCCAAAAUGUAAAAAAAUCUGAUUCUUCUGAGCUUAGGGUUUUGCCAAGGGUUGUCUUACCCUAAGUGCAGUGAUGUCACUUUGGAGAAUCCCAACACUGGACUUUGGGUGACAGGACCAACAGUUGGACCUAAACGAUGAGAAUGAUAACUUUCCGUUUUUUCACUUAGCGUUAUUCGCAUCAAAAACAUAACCUGAUGAUCGAUAACAGUUAAUAUGAAGUAAUUUAAAAUGAAAUUUUCCAUUCAGUUUUUAUUAAAAUUAAAAAAAAAAAAAAAUCAUCCUUGCUGAUACUCGAAGAUGAACAUGGGAAAAAGAUGUGUACAUGGUUAAAAGUGCUAUAUUUUUUUAUUGGUUUAAAACAAAAUACUUGUAUGCAACUCAUUUAUAUAAUUAUAAUGUCACAAUUUAAUGGGAUAUUUCAACAUAAUUUUCUGGGGUAGGGAUACUCCUAAUCCCAAUUUCAAUUAAAAAAUAAGAAAAAAAAAAAUUCCUGGGUAGGGGCCUACUUUCAAACCAUCUCAGUACUUCCCAAAGUCAAAAAUUAAAAAAUGAGAAGAAAAAAAAGUAUCAAAUAAAUACAGAGCUAAAUUUUGAAAUAUUUUGAGAAACGAAACUAUGGGCGAUAUUUGAGCUGGGGAACUUCAAGUGGAAGACAUUGAUAGCCCUGCCGCUAACUGCAUUUUAGCCAUACUUUUAAAUACAUUGCGAACUAAAUCAUUUUUAACAAUUGAUAAAUUGUAUUACUAAAUUAAUUAAAUCAGUGUUAUUUCUCAACAAAAGUGACAAAGUAGGCAUACUUUUUAGGUUACAGUUAGGUCUAUAAUUUAGACCUAUGACAUGAGUGAGAUGAUAAAACAGUUCUACGAAUUAGUUAGCUGACUACUCUAAGUAAGUCUUAUCUCUUAUGAAUUCCAAUUAAUUAUAAUUUCAUAUGGAUCUAAAAAAAGUGAAUUCUAAAAUUAUGAUGUAAAAAUUAAAAAAGAAAUGAAUAUGCCUAGCCUAGACCUAGGCCUAUUAAUUAAUUAAAAUAAAUUAUUGCUGACCCUUGCAAAGUUCAAGUUAUUGAAUUAGUGAAUUGGUAAAAGUCUACUGACAUAUUUUGUUAAUAAAUAAUUCUGUUACCCUAAUCCCUAUCAUGAAACUAAUAAAAUUAGACCUACUUUCAAAUCAUCUCAGUGUUAUCUUCCCAAUGUCAGUCUGGUUGCCAUUAGAAAAGUUUAUUAGUUGAUUUUCAUUUUGAAAGCAAAUUGUAGACACUUGAAAAAAUUGAACAAGCACAUGAACAGAAAGAGUAAACUGCUAAUAAAACGUCACACACUUUUUUUAAAACAGAUGUUACAGAAGACAUACAUAGUUUAGAUUUAGUUUCAUGGAUAUUGACUGUUAACAUCCAAAAUAUUUUCUAAAAAUUUUGUAAAGCGGUGUGCAAAGUUAAAAAUAAAAAAGGUCAACACAGUAUGUUAUCUUUUAAGUUUAAGAAAAUAGUUAACACUUUAAUUUUAAAAUUAGAUUUGAUCCAUACAUUUAUUUAGAAAUUUAGAUUUCAUUUGUACUUGUGAACUAACCUCCCAUGAAAAUUACCAACCAUAAUAAAUUCCAUUGCAGUAUGUUUUCCAAUUUGUUAGUUAAGUAUUUUUAGAGUAUAUUAACAUUCCAGAACAGCAAUUCAUAUUCAUUAUUAAAAAUUGCAGUUGGUGGUAUCUAUACUGUCAUCAAAACAAAAGCACCAGUAACAGUGGAAGAAUGGGGGGAACAGUACUGCCUGAUAGGGCCCUAUAAUGAAGCCUGUGUGCGUACAGAGGUUGAGAUUUUAGAACCCCAUCACCAUGUGUAUCGAGAAACUAUUGGAAAUAUGAGAAAGGCUGGCAUCAAGGUAAUUCUUUACGAAUGUCUUCAGGAUCAGUGUUUUACAAAGUUGUCUGCUCAGACCGGCACAGUUUCGUGAGCCUGCUGAUGCUCGUCCGCACAACAUUAAUAUUUAUUGUAAAAUAAAGAGGAAUGUGUCCAAAGGCGUGCCAAACUUCUAGACUGCAGCAAUAUAAUUAAUUUUAAAUGCCAUGGGCUUGUUAAAACUUUUUUUAAAAAUAAUUUUUUACAAACUUAAUACAGUGGUACCUCGAUACGAAUUUUAAUUCUAAAAUUCGUUCCGUAAUCUUGCACGUAAGUCAAUUUGCUCAUAUCGCAAAGAAAUUUUCCCCAUUGAAAUUAAUAGAAAUGCCAUUAAUCCGUUCCAGCCACGAAAAUGCCACCUCAGUUGUUUUUGUUACGUGUUUUUGAAUUAGAAAAAUGUUUUUAUAGAUGACAAAUAUUGUAUAAAAACAUAAUAAAAGAGAAUGUAAAGAAAUAAACUGGUUUUAUAAAGUGUAUUUACCUUGGAAAUCAGCUGACUUGAGCUUACAGAAGGUGCUGGUGGAGGAGAUAGGCAAAGGAACUUCACUUCAUUCACUUGCUGGCUACACUGUUAAUGCUAAACUCUUUCGGUCACUUUAAUUCACUUACUUGUUAAAAUCUUUAUGCUACACUUUAUCCAUAAAAUUAAUGGAACUUAACCAAACUUCAAUGCCACUGUACAAUUUUUUAAACCUUUCGCUAAAUUUUCAUCACUGCAGCCGGCUGACCGGGUUCCUCGUAUCUUAAAUAUUUCUUGUAUCUCAAAGCAAAACAUUGCUUGCUCGAUGGCUCAUAUCUCAAAAAUCUUGUAUGUCAGGGCACUCGUAUGUCGAGGUACCACUGUACUUGUUUUAUUUCUUAAUCUAUCAUAAAUGUCUCAGUGGAUAAAUUUGGGCUUUAUAGUUGUUAAACGUAUACACUUUACCAAGAUUUAACUGUAUAAAAAGUAGGUAUUGAUAUAUAAUGUAGGUAUUCAUAUAUAAAGUAAGUAUUCAGUUUUUGGAUUCAAUGUAUUUUAUUUGAACUGUUUCCAUUAAGGUAUAUUUCGGUCGUUGGCUGAUUGAUGGCUACCCCAAAGUAGUUCUGUUUGACAUUGGUUCUGCUGCUUGGAAACUAGAUGAGUUCAAGCAUGAGCUUUGGGAGACAGCUAACAUCGGUGUCCCUUGGCAUGAUAGGGAAUCCAACGAUGCUGUUAUAUUUGGGGCAUUAGUGGCAUGGUUCCUCGGAGAUGUAAGUAUAUAUAUCAUUCAAUAAAUAAAAAAAAACAAUUUAUAAAAAUGGGAUAAUGAAAAAAUAAUCCUCCUUAAUUAAAUUUUUAAUGUUAUACCUUUUUUCAUAAAAGUAGUUUAAGCAUGCAGAAUUGCAACUUGAUGUCAUAUCUGAAGUUAAUUUUAUUUUUAUUUGAUAAAGGGAUUCAAAAUUUAUAAUUCAUAUAAGUAGAGAUAGACUGAUGUACUAAAAGAGCUUGGGAUUUGUUUGGACCUAAUAUCAAAUUGUGGGAGACUGAUGUACUAAUAGAGCUUAGGAUUUGUUUUGACUUAAUAUAAUAUCAAAUUGUGGGAUAUGGGUUAACUUAUAACUGUCCAGCACCCACGAAAAAAAAUCCAUAUCACCCCAAACCUAAGGGGAAUAGCAAUUUAUUACUUAUUUCUAAAAUGUUCUUGAUUUAAAUUGUUUGAAGUAAAUUCCAAAACAUCAAACCUCAAAGAAAAAUGAAUUUUAUGGCAAUAUUUGUUUGUGUCUAUUUACUAAGUUAUAAACUACCAGAAAAGUAAAUGUAUGCCGAAGAAUAUGAAAGAAAUGAUUUCAGCUAACAAUUUUGUAUAAUUUAUGUGAAGAUUCAAACUAAGUCAAGUUUUUCAAUAUUUCAGAUGUUCCCAUAUUUACUCCAUAUGAAUAACAUGUUUAUGGUUAAAAAAGUUCAAUUUCAUUGCAUAUAAAGUUAGCCAUAUGAGACAGAAGGUCAUCAGCAAGCAGUGCUGGGAAAAGUGUACAUGCGAGGGGGGGGGGGUGUUGAUGGAAAUUGUAGUUAGUGGUUGUGUUUUAACAAAAAAAGAAGUUUUUAAAAUGAUUAUUACACUUCCAGUUUAUUAAAAACACCCACGGUGAUCCAAUGGUGACAGCCCAUUUCCAUGAAUGGCUUGCUGGAGCUGGUUUAAUUUACACAAGAACUCGUAAAAUUAAUGCAGCCCUCAUCUUCACAACACAUGCAACACUCCUCGGUAGAUACUUGUGUGCUGGCAGUGCAGAUUUUUACAAUAAUCUCGACAAGGUGAGCUCUUAUUUUUUUCAUAUACUGGUUCUCAUAGCUCAAAACAUUUAUUAUAGCAUGUCAUUAAGUUCACCAUUUUGAUUUUUAAAAGGAUAGAGUUGACAAGAAUACUUUCAGAUAAAUCAACUGAUUCUAAAAAAGAUGACUUUUGUGUCAUUAAUACAAAAAAGCAGAUUUCAAAUUUAAAUUAGCAACACUAAAUGGUCAUUAUGUUUUAUUAAAGUUAAUUUCUUUUAAUCUUUAAUAUUAUUGCUAAAAUGCUAAUUAAAGAUUUGUGUAUCUGUUAGCCCUGAGUUGAUGUUAAAGCGUAAUAAUUCAUUUACUAACUCUGUGUACCGGUAACAGUUUAACCUGGACAAAGAAGCUGGUGAUCGCCAAAUCUAUCAUCGUUACUGUAUGGAGCGAGCAGCUGUUCAUUGCUCUCACACUUUCACCACAGUCUCAGAAAUAACUGGAGUAGAAGCUGAACAUCUACUGAAAAGAAAACCAGGUAAGGAUUCCAAUAAGAACUAUUUAUUUCAUACUUCAUUUUGAUUUAAUUUUUUUUUAAAGUUAGUUUUCAUAUUUUUCAAGGACUUUCAACUGAAUUCUGGUAAUAAAAUUUGCAAUUUAAUUUUAUCAUUUCUGUAUAUAUUUUUGUCUUGAAAAGGGAAUAAUGUUAAAAGCCAUACUGCCAUCAAAGAAUUCAUUUUUGUUUAAAAAUAAGAAUUUCUUUGAUAAUUUUUUUUGGAUAUAAUUUAACUAGUUACAUUUUUAAUGACAGAACUUAAUGAUUGAUAAUGGCAAACUUUCCAAUCAUGACAUAGCAUUCAGUAUGAUAAUUAUGUUUUAUAGUUGUUUUGAUGAUAUUCAUGAAUCUUGAUUUAUUGAUUUUUUAAUGUUUUUUUUAGAUGUCAUCACACCAAAUGGUCUAAAUGUAGUGAAAUUCAGUGCAUUACAUGAGUUCCAAAAUUUGCAUGCCAUUAAUAAAGAAAAAAUCAAUGACUUUGUUAGAGGACACUUUUAUGGGUAAGUUAUUAAAAUGUGCUGUGAGACUAAUUCUGUUAAUAAAAAAUAUUUUUUUGAUUGAUAAAAAACUUAAUUGAUCAUAUUAUCUACUCAAUCAUGCAAGGCCCUAGACAUUGUGGCUUUGAUCUGGCAAAGGGGAUAAGAUAUAACUUAUAUUAUAAGCAGCAAACACCCCCCCCCCACCCCCAAUAAAGACAAGUUAAAGAUUUUAGAGUGAAGGUCAAAGGUAAAGAUUUCAGUUAUUUGUUUAUUUGCUGUCAUUGCUUUAAUUUAUGUGAAUUUCUUUGUGGUUUACACUUUGUACUAUCCUUGUGCUAUCUUGUUUCUAUCCUGAUGCUAUCCUGUUAAUGUCCUGGUGCUAUCCUGGUAGUUCCUUUACAACUAAUUCAAAUAUUAAUCUUGAUCUUAAUUUACUCAAUUGGUGUUGAAAGUAUUUUAUGAAAUGCAUUUUUAUACUUACUUAUGGUUUAUGUCACACCUAAAAUGCAAUUUACAUUUUACACUCUAUGGGGUUUAACAACUUAUAGUGGUAUUAUUGAAAUGCAUUACCAUUUAUGAUAUACAAGUUUAACUGAUCUACUUUCCUCCUUUCAGACACUAUGAUUUUGAUUUAGACAAAACUCUGUACCUCUUUACAGCAGGUCGUUAUGAGUUUUCUAACAAAGGAGCAGACAUGUUUAUAGAAGCCUUAGCAAGGCUUAACUAUUACCUUAAGGUAAUUAGCCUUUAGUUAAUUUAAAGUGUUUAAGAUGUAAAUACUGCGGAGUGUUUUAGCAGAAAGAUCUUUAAAACCAGAAAUUUGACAUUCUGUUUUUCUGACCGCAGGUACAUUAAACUUGGGUUGUAGUAAAGGAAUUCUUUCAUGUUUCUUUGUUUAUAAAAGUGUUGCUAGAGAAUUAUUUUAUGCAUUAUUGUAAACUGAUUUUUUCAAUAUAAAACUUGAAUAGUAUAAAUCAACAUAAAUUGAUUAUAAAUAACUGCAUUACAAAAUUAUUGGAAGCUAUUUUUUGUAAAUACUAUUUUUUUGUAUACAUUUUUUUAAGAACGGGGAACUUUUAACAGUUUAAUAUUGUAAAAUAUUUGACCAUUGUAUGAACUUAAAACCAAUAUUCAUAGCUUAAAAUUUUUCCAUGCAGUCGUGUAAUAGUGAUGUGACCAUUGUGGCGUUCCUCAUCUUUCCGGCCAGGACUAAUAAUUUCAAUGUGGAAUCGCUCAGGGGUCAGGCCAUUGCUAAGCAACUUAAAGACACUGUCAACAAUGUACAAAACCAGAUCGGACGGAGACUUUUUGAUAUUUGUUUGAGGUCAGCUAUUUACGAUGAAGUGUUACAAAAAUAAUAUAUUCACUGCCCAAAGCAAACUGUAAAAAGACUUAUCUUCAAGAAAAAGAGUCUAAGUUUUCUUAGUAACAUCAUUAUUAAUGUUGCUAAUGAAAAGUCAUGUAACAAAUCAAUAGUAUCACUAUGGACAGCUUUAAUAAUGAAAAUAUUGAUUAAUUGCUUAUGAGUAAUUUAUGUAAUAGUAUUAGUAGGAAGAAAGUUUUUUAAAGAUUUUUCUUAAUAGGACAUGUUAAAUAUAUUAAAUUAAAUUGAUCAAAUCCCCUAAAAUGUGAUGUGCUUAUCAGGGGAAGCCUACCAAGUGGUGAUGAUAUCCUUGUUCAAGAUGAUAUUGUGAAACUCAAGAGAUGCAUUUACGCUGCCCAAGUAUGUUAUAAAACUAAUUAGAUUAAAUGCAGCAUCAAUUUUUAGCAACUAAUUCAAUAAUUACUAACUUGUGUUAAGAUUUUAAAAAAUUUUGCUUAUUUCUAGCUCUGGGUAAAUUAUGGUUUCCCAUUUCAUGAUUUAAAAAAUGUGGCUUUUACUUUUUAUUUUUAAUGUAUUUAAAAUAUAUAGCUUAAUGUUAUUUCAGUGUAUUUUUAAAAACAAAUUAACCUUUGAAGUAAAAUAAAACUACAGUUCUUUUUGUCAUGAACAGAGAAACAGUCUUCCUCCCAUCUGCACACAUAAUGUAGUAGAUGAUUCAAAUGAUCAGGUCCUUAACCAGAUUAGACGGUGUAAUCUUUUCAACAAUCGCCAUGACAGAGUCAAAGUAAGAGGUUUCAGAAUUUUAACAUUUUUAUGUCCAUUUAAUUAACCUUAAUAAUAUAGUUGCUAGGUUUGCUGAAUUAAAGACUCUUUAAAAACUAUGACUUAAUCUAUUUUUUAAAUUAGCAUUUUUACCAUUUUAUUUUGGAACAGUGGACACUGAUAAUUUAUUAUUUAAACAAUGUUAUAAAUCCUAUUUGUCAAUUGUAGUAGCCUCUGAUUGUCAGUUAACUAACUUGUUUGAAGUCAGAUUAUUUGACCGUAAAAGAAAUCAAUUUUCCCCUUUUUAUUGCUUAUUUCCUUUUACCCAACAUGAUCGCAGUCCCCCCCCCCCAAUACAUUACAACAACAAGGAGUUACAUUUAAAAUUAAUAUGUUAUCAUUAUUUUUAGAUUGUUUUCCAUCCAGAGUUCUACCCCCUUUUAUUUCUUAUUUCCCUUUAACCAACAUGAUCGCAGUCCCCCCCCCCCCCAAUACAUUACAACAACAAGGAGUUACAUUUAAAAUUAAUAUGUUAUCAUUAUUUUUAGAUUGUUUUCCAUCCAGAGUUCUUAAACUCUACCAAUCCACUGUUUGCAUUGGAUUACGAAGACUUUGUGAGAGGCUGCCACCUUGGAGUCUUCCCUAGCUACUAUGAGCCAUGGGGCUACACACCAGGUACUUCAGCAUGACAUUGACAUUGGUGACACAAUCAUUGGCUUGUAAGGCUUAACCAGUGCACAUUUAUUUGCGUUUUUUUAUAACAAGAGACUACAGCAAAAAUUAAGAAUCAACAUUUUGUCGUUACUCAUUUCAUAUCUCUCAUUCUGUUAGCCAAAGAUAGAAAAUGGUUUAAAACGGUUAUACAUUUUUUUUAUUCCCUGCUGCCUUAAAAGUCUGAUUAUAUUUUUCUGCAAUAAUUUCUUUACAGUUAAGAUUUCAAAUGCCCUCUUUCGGUAUUUGAUUGUAAAAUCCUGAUAAUCUUUAUGUCGCAAUCUUUUUGUUUUAACGCUAUCUUUUUGACCCUUAGAUAUUACAGGGACCUUCACAAGUCUUAUUUGUUAAAAUCAAGCAUUUUAAUGCUGUUUAUCUUGAUUAGUACUCAAUUGCUUUUUUUCAGCUGAGUGCACUGUGAUGGGUAUUCCUAGCAUAACAACAAAUCUAUCUGGGUUUGGCUGCUUCAUGCAGGACCAUAUUGUUGAUCCUAAGUCUUAUGGAAUAUACAUUGUAGACCGAAGGUAUAAAAGCCCAGAGGAUUCUGUACGAGAACUAGCACAGGUAAAAUGGUCCGUUCAAAAUGAUUGAGAUUUUUAUUCAAAUAAUUCUGUGUGCUUAAAAAUUGCUAUUUUAAUUUUAAUGUUGAUUGUAAAUAUUACUCGAUGCAUUGACGCCAAUCCCCCUUAGUAUAUUUAGCUUUAUUAUAAUACAUUAAAUAUAUCCAAACAAUAUAAAUCAUAUAAAUAGGAUUAUUGAAUGACAUGUUUCUGGCUCACUCUGUUUUACCACCAUUUAUUUAGACUACUGGCAUUCCAUAGUGUAACUAUACCUAGCACCUAAGGCACCAGAGCCACUUUCAGAGCCUGCUGGUGCUGAUAAUCAAGUGAAGAUGGAAUGAAUGAUUGAUAAUAGCACGAUUUGUAGUUUUUUAAAUUUGCGAAAACUUACAGAAAUGGGUACAUGAAUAUAUUUAUUGUCAUAUGUAACUCUUUAAGUGAAUAAACUUGAUUUUAAUAGUGUUUUUAUUUGUAUUAUUUGUUCCACUUGACAGUAUAUGUUUGAUUUUGCAUGCCUGUCACGGCGACAGAGGAUCAUCCAGAGAAAUCGAACGGAACGGCUAAGUGAGAUGCUAGACUGGAGAAAUUUAGGAGUUGUAAGUUUUGUACAGUUUAGGUCUUAGAUGUGAUGAGUGUACCAGGCGUUUAGAAAAGUUUUUUGUUUGUUUUUGGAGGCAUUUGUUUUAUGUACUGUUGAGUAAUUAGGCAAUCUUCAGAUAUUAUGUUGGUAUUCUAUUUCAAUUAAAGGUUUAACUUUUUUUUCUUCAUCAAUGCGAUUUGAUCCAUGCAGUUCAAGAAUUUUGGAAAAUUAUUUUAUUGUUUAAAAACAUGUAUUUUUUCUGGAAUGCCAUCUCAAAAAUUAACCUUUUAAUAUUUGUAGUAUUAUCGCAAAGCAAGAAAUCAAGCCCUCUCAAAGGUUUUUGGAGAAAGAGCUGGUGUGGAUAUAGCUACAGUAAGUUAUGACAAUGUCAAUAAAAUUGUAGAUAAACUCAUGCUCAAUGAGUAUAACUAAAUAUUUAUCAUAUGGAUCCCUGGGUUAUAUGUAAAAGAAUCAGACAUUUUAUUUUUCUCAAAUUUCUUCUGUGAUAAUUGAUUUUAACCUUACCUAAAGGAAUAGAUCGACCCAGAUAUCUCUUCAUCAGACUGAUAUGGAAAACCUUAUGUCCACUAUUAAGUUUGUUUCUGUCAUAGGUAAAGAUAAAAUAAAUGGACACGUUAUUGGAGUAUUAAUCCCAGGCUUACUCUCAAUGAAAUGAGGGUGGGACAUUGGACUGUUAUUUAUCAUUUAAAUGUUUAAUAUAGUUUCAAUUUAAUUAUUUUAAACAGAGAAUUAUUAUUGACAUUAUUAUUGAAUACUUACUGAACACUUAUUGAUGUCAUUAUUUUUAACAUUGAAGGAGAAGAAAGACUUCAAAAUGAUGAAGCCUGCGUCUGCACCUCCUUCCCCAUCAUCAACCCGGGCCUCAACCCCUCAGGUUAGUGAUGUGGAGGACGAUGAUGACACACAUCUUUAUGACGAUGAGGAAGAGGCUGGAAUCCAGUUCAAGGCGGAAAAGCCUGCUACAGCUGCGGUAUCAUCUGCUUGAUGCAAAGAAGCAAACUAGGUUGAAAAUGUUUAGGGGCAUAAUGAACACUAAAAACCCAUUGAAAGUUUUAGUUGACUAGUUUUGAAUUUGAAUCUCAGGAACUGAUAGAACACCAGCUGCCAUUUGACAUGCCAAGAUCAUGUUUGAAUGAGUGGGUUUAAAAGUACUAAAUAUGUUUUUAAAAGAUGCACAGGUGAAAAAAGUGCCCUAUACCAUUUAGUUUGCAUUAACUGCGUAAAACUUAAAUCAGAAAGAUAUGUUGGAAUUUUUGUUCUGAAAUGGGUUGACGUCUGAAUGUGUAUCAGAUCGAUUUUAGAAAAAGUUAUUAAAAAAAACAAAUGUGCUGUGGAUGGCUUGGAGCUGUCUAAAAGUUAUGUGGGUACUUUACAUUUUCAUUUCAUAUGAAAUCUGAUGAGGGAGAGACUGUACUAAUUGUCAUGAAUUUGAUUUUUGAAAAGGCGUGUGAUAUAUAUAAAUAAAUCACUUAUUUUUGAGUUUAGAAGAAGCAACAAUUCAAGAUAUAUUUCUUUAGAAAUAUGUUGCCCUUUUACAAAAUAUUGUCUGAUAGUAAAAGAAGAAACCGAAUGGUUUAUCAAUCAGAAUCACAUUCAUAUAAAUAUACUUAUGUCAUUGAUCAAAUAAAGGGUAUUUUAAAAAGAAAUUUAAACAUUAAAAAGUACUUAUUAGGUCAACCAUGAAACAAAAAAAUGAAAUGACUUUUAACAAUAAUUAUUCUAAUAUUGUGUUAUAAUAAUCUUUCUAUUCAUAUACAACUGAUUUUACAUGACUUUACUUUCCCAAAUGUAUUCAGAUAUAUAUAUUGGUGAUGUUUACUGCAAUUUAAACUAAAUGAAGACAUGAAAUUAUGAUAUAAAAAAACUCAAGAAUUACAAUUUACAUCAUUUCCUUAUGAAGAACUUUUUACAUUGUUCAGUAAUUGUUGAUUCCUGAAUGCAAAUAUUUAACUAAUGAUAAUAUAAUUAAAUUAACAAAAAGAACCCAAAAAAAAAAAAAAAAAAAAAAAAAAAAAAAAAAAAAAAAAAUAAAAAAAACUCAAGAAUUACAAUUUACAUCAUUUCCUUAUGAAGAACUUUUUACAUUGUUCAGUAAUUGUUGAUUCCUGAAUGCAAAUAUUUAACUAAUGAUAAAAUAAUUAAAUUAACAAAAAGAACCCAAAAAAAAAAAAAAAAAAAACCAGACAAAGUUAGAAUGGACAUUGACAAUGAAUCCUCUGAAGUGCUCAAAUAGUCAAGAACUUGAUGUGUUACAGCAAAGGUUUCCAUGCACUUAAAUGUUGUUUUUUUUAGUAUUCAGCCUGUUAGCUUUAACAGUCGGGGCGAUGAGACAAGGUUUUAGUUUAAUAAAAGAAUGCCUGUUAGUGUAAGAUUUAUUACUUGGGAUGUGUAAGACAGGCUGUCAGUUGAUUAAUUUAGGUGUAUAAUAAUAAUCAUGGCUGUUAGUUUUUUCACUUGGAAGUGUGUAAGAAGGGAAAUGUAAAAAAUUAAUAAUGCAUCAUUAACAAAAAUCAAAGUUUAAGUCUUUUUUUAAUGUACCAAUAAUAUAGCUUUUUGUUUGAUCUCCAUAAAAGUUGUAUUAUGUUCAAUGGCACCAAAGAAACAAGACAAAGUGUGUGAAGAUAUUUUCUGCUUGCAAUAUUUUAUUUUAUUUAAUCAGAUGUGUAUCCCUAAAGCACUCUAAUAAGUGAUUACCACAAAAACUAGUCUGUAGCUGUUCCAUGGCUACUAGUUUUAUGACUGAUAAGUUAUUUCUAGUAUAUUUCUAUUAGAGCUCUGUAGGGAUUCAAUGAAUGUACACUAUGUUUACAAAUGUCAAAAAAUAAAUAUUUUUUAAAAAGUGAAUAUAUUGAUUGAUUCUAUUAAUAUUUAUAAUAAAUGGUUGUUGAGAAAUGUGAAAUGGUUUUUAUUUGUGCCUGUUUAUACCCCAGGAGUAUUACAUACAAGCUUCCCAUAUAAAAACACUAACUUUUACUUUCCAAAACCCUAGAGGAUGAUGUCUAAAUGACAAUCAUGUUCAUAUU
This is a messenger RNA of Lymnaea stagnalis (great pond snail), 13516 nucleotides long. The record is from the annotation of a GenBank genome assembly. Lineage: Eukaryota; Metazoa; Mollusca; Gastropoda; Lymnaeidae.